Molecule: messenger RNA, 2243 nt
Organism: Phlebotomus papatasi
Lineage: Eukaryota; Metazoa; Arthropoda; Insecta; Diptera; Psychodidae
Gene: Prp3
Product: U4/U6 small nuclear ribonucleoprotein Prp3
Exons: 3
Coding region: 204-2150 (648 amino acids)
Biological process (GO): mRNA splicing, via spliceosome
Cellular component (GO): U4/U6 x U5 tri-snRNP complex
Source: RefSeq, a predicted model, not a curated record
UUUGUUUAUAGGGAAGGCCUAUUAUAUGUCUAUUCGCGUGUGUCAGCUGCAAAAAAUCACGUUUGUCCAAGAUCCAAACAAUAAUAAAAAUAUUUGAAUAUUUCUCCAAAAUAUUUUACCUUCCUGUUCCUCAAAAGUGUAUCAAAUAGAGAGUCCAACCUCAGUAAACGUUUACAGUUGAAUUUGUGAAAAAUUUGGGAAGAAUGUCGUAUUUUACACGAAAAGAUCUCACGGAUGUCCAGUCAGAUCUCGAGAGGAUGGUAUCAAAUGCCCUGGGAGCACCGAAUUCGAAUGUGCUGCAGAUUGUUCAGUCUUCCCUCUACAGUGGCUACGAUCGACGGCGAAUUAGUGAGAAACUGGCUACUGCGAUCGACAGUAAAAGUUCAAGUAGGUUACUGGAGAAGCUGGAUAGUUGGUUGAUAAACUACCAGAACAGCCAGAAGCUUCGGAAACGCCAUCACGAGGGGGAGGAUGCUAAGGAGAGAGACAUGAAAAAAGGCCGAAUGAAUACAACGGAAUCCUAUCAGCGCCCUGAGGUUAGAUCCGAUGCUGAAAUGCCCAGAAGUGAGACAAAUAGCACCAAAUUAACAUCGGAUCGGAUACAGCAGAUGAUGCUCAAUGCCCAGCGAGAAAUAGAGGAGCGAAAGAGAGCAUUGAAGAAUGUUACAAGUCACAAGGAUGUACCGGAUGCACCUCGGAAUGUCCUUCCUACAGAUGAUCCUUCCAGUGCCCAAUCGAACGUACUGCCCUCAAUGGGCAAUACCCCGGAAGAUAUUGAACGAGCGCGGAAGAUUGCAAAUUUGCAGGCUCAAAUUAAAGCCAAACUCUCUGGGUCCCUGGCAAAGAUUAUUACGCCAUUGAGCGAGAGACCGAAACCCCUGAUUUUGGAUUCUGAAGGUCGGACGGUAGAUAAAAGUGGACGGGAAGUGAAUAUACCAACUCUAGCGCCCACCCUCAAAGCCAAUAUUCGUGCCAAGAAGAGGGAAGUGUUCAACAAAGCUCAACUCAAUGAUCGACAAAUUGAUGAGAGUCAGGAAACGACAUUUUUCGACGAUCGCAUCAAUUUGAAGGCGCCCGUGAGGACAAAGCGAGCCCUGCGCUUCCAUGAACCAGGAAAAUUUCAGCAGAUGGCCGAGAAAAUGCGAAUGAAGAAGCAAUUGGAAAAAUUGCAGAAUGAAAUUAGUCAAAUUGCCCGGCGAACGGGCAUCAGUUCAGCCACAAAACUGGCCCUAAUCGCUCCGAAGCAGGACAAUUACUCAGAUGAUGUACCUCAUAUGGAAUGGUGGGACUCUGUGAUCCUCGCUGAUGAUCUGCACACAUUGAAGGACGGAAAGAUCUCCAUUAGGGAUUCGGCUAUUACCAAUCUCAUUGAACAUCCAACUCAAAUGAAACCUCCAAGUGAACCCCUUAAACCCAUCUAUAUGCCCGUUUUCUUGACCAAGAAGGAGCAAAAGAAGUUGCGUCGUCAGAAUCGCCGUGAGGCUUGGAAGGAGGAACAAGAGAAGAUUCGUUUGGGUUUGAGUGCUCCGCCAGAACCAAAGUUGCGUAUCUCAAAUUUAAUGCGUGUCCUGGGAACAGAAGCUGUUCAGGAUCCUACAAAAAUUGAGUCUCAUGUGCGUGAGCAAAUGGCAAAGCGACAGAAGGCUCACGAAGAAGCCAAUGCAGCACGUAAGUUAACCGUUGAGCAGAAGCGCGAGAAGAAGAUUCGGAAGAUUAAGGAAGACACGAGCCUUGGUGUCCAUGUUGCUGUCUACCGGGUGAAGGAUCUCCAUGAUAAUUUGAGUAAGAAGUUUAAAGUGGAAACUAAUGCUAAGCAAUUGCAUAUGACUGGAGCCAUUGCACUAUUUCGAGAUUGUUGCGUGGUAGUGAUUGAGGGAGGACCGAAGCAGCAGAAGAAGUUCAAACGGUUGAUGCUGAAUCGGAUAAAGUGGGAGGAGGAUAUGGUGAAGAAUGCAGAUGGGAAUGAGGUGCCCAAUAAGUGUUGUCUGGUGUGGGAAGGGACGAGUCAGAGGAGACAUUUUGGUGAAGUUAAAUUUAAGAAUUUCCCAAUGGAAAAAAUGGCCAGAGAAUUCUUUCAGAAACAUUUAGUGGAGCAAUAUUGGGAUUUGGCUUAUUCUGGGGCUGUUUUAGAAGCAUCCGAAGAUACAUGAUAGGCUUAAAAAGUGCAUCAAAAGCAGUGACGUAGUGAAGAGGUAUUGUAAGUUUUGAUUGAACAAUAAAUUAGAUAUUUACUUUCGAAUAAA